AUGGAUUCCAAAAUAGCAAUUCUCAUCCUUGGCUUAAUGGCCAUGGUUCUUCUAAUUUCUUCAGAGGUGUCAGCUAGGGACUUAACCGAAACUUCAACUAACACCAAAGAUGAUGUUGUUGAAAAGUCAGAUGAAUUAAAUAAUGCCAAAUAUUACGGUGGAGGCUACAACCAUGGCGGAGGCGGUGGUUACAACGGUGGUGGAGGAGGCUACAACCAUGGUGGUGGUGGAGGCUACAACCAUGGUGGUGGUGGAGGAUACAAUCAUGGAGGUGGUGGUUACAAUGGUGGCGGAGGAGGAUACAACCAUGGAGGUGGUGGUUACAAUGGUGGUGGAGGAGGAUACAACCAUGGAGGAGGUGGUUACAAUGGUGGCGGAGGAGGGUACAACCAUGGUGGUGGUGGUGGUUACAACGGUGGUGGUGGUUAUCGUGGUGGAGGUGGACAUGGUGGUAGUUUCAACAAUGGUAACUGA
Molecule: messenger RNA, 474 nt
Organism: Lathyrus sativus (Indian pea)
Lineage: Eukaryota; Viridiplantae; Streptophyta; Magnoliopsida; Fabales; Fabaceae
Source: the annotation of a GenBank genome assembly